AUGUCCGUCCCCAGUGCCGUCCCAAGGACGGCUCCCAUUGCCAUUGCGCCCAAGCCUCCCCCACGCUUUCCUCCCAGUCGACAAGGAAGUAUCAACUACGGCGACUCCUUCUCUGGUUUCCGAAGCGGUAUCAACACCCCAGAUACGGACUCCCUAAGCGGACAAACAACAACUCCCUGUGAAGCUUGUCUACGCUGUAGGCUUGAGUGUGUCAUGAGUGAUGACGAAGAGAGCUGUGUUGCUUGCCAGACGAAUGGUGCAGAAUGUUCGUUGGGCGAGAGCCCUCCGCCACGAAAACGCAAGUUGAACGGUGAUGCGGAGGAAAGUGGCAGUAAAAGAAGCUCCCCAGGACGGUCUGAUAAUAGGAAACGAAGACAGAACCCACCAAGCUUGUCGAGCACCGUGGCUACCGGCAGUUCCCUAAUCGAGGAGAUGGCUAACUUUGGCGGUCCAACCUUGCUAAAACGUACCCUUGGUCUUCAGUCAGACAGGUAUAGUCAGUACAUAGGGCCGACCACCGACUUUGAGCCCUCUCUCAUCAACCUCUCCCCCUUUGACCCACAUGACGAGAGUCUCCUCGCCCGAGGGACUCUAAGGAAGGUCAGCGAUGAUGACACCUUUCUCAUGCUCCCGGAUUCACUCACGCCCGGGCACGCUCACAUCACGGAGGAUGUCGACGAAAUCGAAAGUAUCGUCGCCCCUCAUGGCCGGAAACUGAUUGACCUGUACUUCUGUAUAGUGCAUCCCGGGUUUCCCAUCAUUCAGAAAUCGGUCUUCUAUGAAAAAUACGACCGAUCGCAUCGAGAAUUCUCGCCGCCACUUCUUGCUGCCAUAUACAUCUUGGCCAUCAACUGGUGGGACCAUUCGGAGGAACUAGCGUCAUUGCCGCGACCCAACGUUCGAGAACUGGAGAGACUGGUGCGCGUUACUCUCGCAGAUGCCAUGUAUCGACCCAAGUUAUCGACUAUUCAGGCCGGCUUGUUGCUCUCGCAGCGUCCUGAGGGUGAUCAGUGGGCGCCCACGGCACAGCUCGUUGCUAUCGGACAGGAGCUUGGUUUGCACCUUGACUGCUCGUCGUGGAAGAUCCCGCCCUGGGAGAGGGGACUGAGAAAACGCCUCGCUUGGGCGCUGUAUAUGCAGGAUAAAUGGGGCGCGCUCGUUCACGGGCGUCCUUCCCACAUAUUUUCGCCCAACUGGGCGGUGCCCGUUUUGACGCCCCAUGAUUUCCCCGACAUUGAGUGGGAGGAGAGCAAUGCGGAAGAGCGGACUGAGACGGAGCGUGGGCGCACCUUGUUUUGCCAAAUGGUUCAACUCUCCCAGAUUCUUGCCGAAAUCCUCGAGACGUUCUAUACCCUGCAAGCCACGCAGGCUGUUGCUCAUGCCGGUGCUCAAGGAACGCAACUUGUGCUGUCGUUAGCCAAGCCGAUUCAGCUCAAGUUGAAGGAAUGGUAUAGCGGACUGCCUGCUUCGGUUCGCAUGGAUUCAACGUUUCAAAGCGGCACCAUGUCGCAGAACAACAACAACCGCCUCUCCAGCAUCGGGUAUCUCCACCUCGCCUAUUUUGCCACGGAGAUCACUCUCCACCGCCGCAUCAUCCGCUCGAUUGACGCCUCCUCCUCUUCAUCCUCCGGCUCCACCAUCGCCUCACUCAGCGCCAGUGUCAACAGCACAACGAGCAGCACCCCUGGCUCGACCGCCAGUAACAUCGACCCGUAUAUCCAGCACAUCUGCCGAAGUGCUGCCAAGGCCCGUCUGAUCUCCGCCAUGGACUUUGUCAACCGCCUGACGCCUUCCCAUCUGCGCGCCUUCUGGUAUUUUGCCUCCAAGACCAACUUUGCGUUAAUCGGCACCUUCGGAUCGCUCCUGUGGGCCACUUCUCCCGGCAGAGAGGAGGCAGACUGGUACAGGCGUCGGUUGGGCGAGUAUCGCUGGACACUCAGCGUCAGCUCGAAGCCCGGCGAGGGUCACAAGGGCUUGACGGAGUUUGCGAUGGGAAUGCUGGAUAUUUCGACCGGGUUGUUGAAGCAGUUGCCUGAGAAGCCGCUGCUGAGUAGGAGCGGGAGUGCGGUCAACGUCGGGGUGGGCGUUAAUACGGAAGUGAUGAGGAGUCAGAGCCUGCUCGCUCUCGGGACUGGGACCGGGUCUGUGCCGCGAGGCGGAUAUGGUGGUGUUGGUAGCCCGGGGUCUUCUGGGUUUGGGCGCGUGAACAGCAUGAGUGGGUUCAAUGAGAGCUAUGUUCGAGGAGGACUGGAUAGGAGGUUUCAGCAGCCGAUGAGUGGUGAUGCGAGCGGCGUGCAGAGCCCGAGGAGUAUGGGUAGCGAAAGCAGCGAUGAGGGCGUCUAUGGGAACUUUUCGGCGACGGCGGGAAUGGCUGGUCUGGCGGACUGA
Sordaria macrospora k-hell is the source of this 2388-nucleotide messenger RNA. RefSeq lists its product as uncharacterized. Gene Ontology annotation, molecular function: zinc ion binding; DNA binding. NCBI's taxonomy places the organism in Eukaryota, Fungi, Ascomycota, Sordariomycetes, Sordariales, Sordariaceae. The record is from RefSeq and is a predicted model, not a curated record. Gene Ontology annotation, biological process: DNA-templated transcription. Gene Ontology annotation, cellular component: nucleus.